UAUAAAGGGUUUAAUAAUAUCAAAUAUAAAGAAUAUAUUGAUUAAUUAAAUUAAUUAAUUAUGUUAAAUUAUAAAACGCGUGUAAUUAAUGUGAGUCAUAGGGAUUAAACAGUGUGCCAAUACAAAAGUCAUUUGAUCAUGGCAACAUCAACAUGCGAUGACUCUGCUUCAGAUCAGGUGUACUGAAAUUGUAAAAGAUGCCGGGAUAUGUCCAUCAGCAUAAAGCUUCGCGUGCAGAAGUUGCAAUAAAAUGGAUAUCAACGAUUGUUAUAGCACUUCUGUUCCUGGCAUGUUUGAUACAAAGCAAAAUAUCACUGCUAGCUUUGUCUGGUGCUAUGCAUGCAAGUAAUGAUUAUCUCGACCGUGAUGCAAGAUGCAGAAUGUUCGUUUUAUUACAAAUAAUAGCACUCGUUCCACAUGUCAUAAAUUUGAUUCGGGGAGUGUGGGGAGGUGUUUUAAGAAGAGAUAGGAAAUGGCCGAAGGGAAAAGUAAUGUUAGUUGCGACGAUGGUGAGCAUUAUGGAAGCAGUGGGUCUUUGUUUAUUUAUCUUUUAUAUACCAGGACUCAGUAAAAUUUAUCAUGCUAUUCUGUUGAUGAACUGUGUGAUACUUUGUCCACUUCUUAACACCAUUUGGAACAUCAGAAGACUUAACUUCAGUGCGCGAAAUCUACAGCAAAAUUGUUGUUGUAAAUUUACUAGCGUGUAUGCUCUCGUGUGUAUGGUUGUUGGAAUAGUUUGUACAAUUUUAAUGUUGCUACACACUUCAUUAAGAACACUUAUAAUAGCACCUAUAAGUGUCAUACUAUUGUCUAUAGCUUGGAGUCCUUCAGUUCAAAAAUACAUGGCGAAAAGUGAAAAGGAGAUCAAUACCGAGAGCAGAAGAAAUGAUGGUCCAUGUGCAUCAAGUAGUAGCAUACAAUCUGAAGAUAGUCCAUAUUCAUUAGGUCAAACAAUAAAUCAAAACACAUUAAGAAACACAACAUGGAAAUUAACUGCGCUAAUGUCUUUAGUAAAACUGCUAUCAACUUUCGGAUUUUCUAUGCUGAUAUUGUUUGUAAGACACAUAUCACCUUUUCCUGAACAUUUUGAAAAAGGUACAAAAAAAUCUUAA
Ruditapes philippinarum (Manila clam) is the source of this 1112-nucleotide messenger RNA. RefSeq lists its product as uncharacterized. The record is from RefSeq and is a predicted model, not a curated record. The coding region runs from base 198 to 1112 and encodes 304 amino acids. NCBI's taxonomy places the organism in Eukaryota, Metazoa, Mollusca, Bivalvia, Venerida, Veneridae. The transcript has 4 exons.